Messenger RNA from Suillus fuscotomentosus, 1047 nucleotides. RefSeq lists its product as uncharacterized. The coding region runs from base 178 to 714 and encodes 178 amino acids. The record is from RefSeq and is a predicted model, not a curated record. The transcript has 2 exons. Lineage: Eukaryota; Fungi; Basidiomycota; Agaricomycetes; Boletales; Suillaceae.
CCCCACGUGUGCGCUCCAGCUGAUCGCCACUCACAUUCGAAUUGUUCGAUCUCCCGUGCCGCACUGAUCUCUGUUCCUAUUCACCUAGCAUCAUCCUGUCUUCGGCGCACUUUCGAGCGCGCUGUUUCCAACAGACUCUGAGGAUGAGAAGACCACUCAUCUCCUCUAUGAAAGUUCAUGCGCAUCUUCACUCUCAACAUGCCCGUACACACGAUUGGAGACCCAGAGUACACCGACUUCGUGGACAUGUUAGGAGAGGACUGGUCCGGCAAACGCCAAGCUCUUCAUCUCAUCAAUCAAAUCGGGAGCAUCACCGAUGCCAUCGACUUUCUUUUUCCCCCGCACGUUCUACUGGAUCCAAUGACAUGCAUUCAACGACAUCAUGCUCGAAGCGCUGCCUGGAGAUUUCGGUGCCCUCAGACCGGUGAGAUGCAUUGCCUGUCUCGCAUCACUUUCAAGCCUCCGCGGAGCACCUGGACAGUCAACCAAAAAAAGUUUCCUCUCAGACCGGCAUACGCGACCACGUUCAACGGAUGUCAAGGUCUGACGUUGCAGAAAGCAGUACUAGACCUGCGCACGGACUCCUUCGCGCACGGACAACUAUACACGGCAUUGUCGAGAGUGAGAUGUCGUCGUGACAUUCGCGCGCUAUUUGCAGAGACUGAGGAUGAAAAGACGACGGCGAACGUAGUGUAUAAGCAUCUGUUACUAUGAUUGAGGUUGAACUACGUCUGAAGGCGAUCGGAGCGCUUGUGACGUAUAAGACAUAGACUGGGAAAAGGUCGGUCCACAGAAAUUUGGCGCAUUGGUUUUGGGAGAGCUGACUGGUAAUAUUCAAAAGUCCUCAGUUAUGGUGUAUUUAACUUAUCCUAUUCAUAUACACUUGAUACACCAACUGCCGUUUUCCAGCGCCUCCUCGGAAAAAAAAAUCUUGAUCAGGCGAGGAUCAGCCUGUGCGAAACUUAACAUUUAUCUGGUUAUAACGCAGCAUCCUAUUUUAAAAGCUUCGGUGGGAGGAGCGAUCAAUGCGGAUGGAGAGGUCUACUG